Molecule: messenger RNA, 1362 nt
Organism: Hibiscus syriacus
Lineage: Eukaryota; Viridiplantae; Streptophyta; Magnoliopsida; Malvales; Malvaceae
Product: stemmadenine O-acetyltransferase-like
Exons: 1
Coding region: 1-1362 (453 amino acids)
Source: RefSeq, a predicted model, not a curated record
AUGGUUAUGGAGGUCGAGAUAGUUUCCAAGGAAUUGAUCAAACCCACUUCUCCAACACCCCAUCAUCUUAGAACACACAUGCUUUCUUUUUUGGAUCAGUUCCUUCCUCCAAUUUAUGUUCCUAUGGUCCUCUUUUAUACGAACCAAGAAGCCAGCAUUUCAUCAGCUGAUAUCAUUGCCAACAACUCUAGGAGGGCACAAUUUCUCAAACAAUCUCUAUCGGAGACCUUAACUCUCUUUUAUCCGUUCGCCGGAAGGAUCAAGGACCAUCUUUCCAUCGAUUGUAACGACGAGGGAGCUUACUGUGUGGAGGCAAGAGUUAACUGCUCCCUUUGCGAAUUUCUAGAGCUCACUGACUCGUCCAAUGUUCCUCUGCUCCUCCCGGCCGAAUCUAGUUGGACUACACCGAGUGCGGGAGGUUGUGUAGCCAUGAUACAAGUCACGACUUUCUCAUGCGGUGGCAUUGUUAUUGGCGCGUGUAUCUCGCAUAUGAUCGCCGAUGGAACUGCCGUUACGACGUUUCUUAGAAGUUGGGCUGCAAUGUCUCGCAAUUCUGGUGAGGAAACUGCUUAUCCUAAUUUUGAUGCCUCUUGUGUCUUCCCACAGAAUGUGGCAUACCCCAGGGAGGCAACUCUUUCAGCUCUGAUAACCCCAUUUCUCAGAAAAGGAAUAUGUCGAACUAUGAGAGUUGUUUUUGAUGCCUCAGCAAUAGCUUCACUGAAGGCCAAAGCAACAAGUUCAAGUGCAUCGGAUCCGACACGAGUGGAGGUUGUUUCAGCCCUCCUCUCUAAGUGCAUCAUGGCUGCUUUCAAAACAAAAUCCGACAUCCAGAAAUCAACUCUUAUAACCCACGCAGUGAAUCUUCGUCAAAGGGCAGUACCGCCGAUCCCGAAACAAUCGAUGGGAAACUUCCUAUGCAUGGUAGCUGCACUGGUGAUGACAGACGAAACAAAGUUGGAUAAAUUGGUUUGCCAUCUGAGGAAAGCAAUAAGAAAAGCUGAUGGCGAUUUUGUUGCUGCCCUACAAGGAGACGACGGAUGUCUUACAUUUUGUGAGCACAUAAAAGAGAUAGGUAACGUAUCGUGUGGUGAAGCCGGUGAGAUUGAUAAUAUUAGCUUUACCAGCUGGUGCAACUUUGGUGUGUAUGAGAUAGAUUAUGGGUGGGGAAAGCCGACGUGGGUUACAUGCACUGCUUCCACUGAAUCAGAAACAGUGUUCAUGAAUUCGGUUGUUCUCAUGGAUACGAAAAUGGGGAACGGAAUAGAAGCAUUGGUGUACUUGAACGAGCAACAUAUGGCUAUGCUAGAGCAGAACGAAGAGCUCCUUGCGAUUGCUACCGUGGAACAAAGUCCAAUGAAUUAA